UGGUGUAUUGUCGAGCCGAGGGCCAAAGACUGAUUUAGAUAAAUAGUGUAUUAAUCCAGGUUGAAAAUAGGUCAAACCCAUCUAAAAUGGAUGCAUUUGCUCUAAUGGUUUGAGUGUUUGACCACUUCGACCAGUUACGACUUAUGUUGACCAUGUUUGAAUCUUAUUACUGAAUUUGACCAUUAAACUCAACUUUUGAUUAAUUGGCUCGAGACCUAAUUUAUAUCGACAAAUUCCAUUAGACACGAUACACGUUUUGGUUUCCAAUUAAUCUAGGAACAUGAACGUCACUUAGUAAUUUGACGAAUUAUUAAGGACACCCACGUAUAUCAUUAACCAUAAUUUUGGUGUAAAUUAACAAUUACAGUUCGACGAAGCGCAAACCAAGACAAUAACAACAACCUUAUCUUCUUAAUAACCACGGAUUAAAUUCACCAAACGUGUAGACUUACACAACCAACUUAGGCUAUCAUCAUUCUUUUUUUUCUUUUUUUUGAGGAGAUCAUCAUUUUUAAAAAAUUUUUUUUUUUAAAGAAAGGAGAUCACCACUCUUUUUCUUAACAAAAUUUGUUGGGCAUAGUCAUUCCCUUGAAAUUUACUGGAUGGAUACCCACUGCAUAACCUUGACUACAAAGACUCCUGCUUAACCACAAUUUCAAACAUAGCCGAUUCUUGAACCACAAGAGCCAAAAGCUUCUCGUCUCGGCUCAAACCAAAACCACCCACUUAUUCUCAAAUCCAAAAACCUAAACAACGAAUAGUGCUGCGGUUUGAUCUGGGUCUCUCACUCUCUCUUGGGCUUUUCAGGUUUGUACCUCGUCUUUGUUUGCCGUUUAUUUGUUGGCUACUUAACCGAGGAAGAGGAGCGGUGACUAGUGCAAGGAAGGACCAAAAUCAACAAGGUAGGUAUUGAUGAUGACACUGGAAGGAGCGGCCCUAAAACUGCCAACAUAUUCAUUCCCGUUGAUAAGACCUCGAAGCUGCCGACGCUAUCUCGUAUCAGCUUCAACUGCUGCAGCUCCACCCGCAUCCCUUUCACUUGGCCACUUGACCCGACCCGAUUUCCCUAUCCUUCACCAGGAAGUAUAUGGAUCUAGACUUGUUUACUUGGACAAUGCUGCAACUUCCCAGAAACCUAUCACCGUAUUAAAGUCUUUGCAGGAGUACUAUCAAGGAUACAAUUCAAACGUGCAUCGUGGGAUUCAUUUCUUAAGUUCAAAGGCAACAAUGGAAUAUGAAUUGGCCAGAAAGAAGAUUUCGGAAUUUAUCAAUGCAUCAGAUUCUCGAGAAAUUGUAUUUACUAGGAAUGCUACUGAAGCCAUCAAUCUGGUUGCUCACUCGUGGGGACUCCAAAAUAUAAAAUCAGAUGAUGAGAUCCUACUCACAGUUGCCGAACAUCACAGUGCUAUUGUUCCUUGGCAACUCGUUGCUCAAAAGACCGGUGCCGUUUUGAAAUUUUCGGAACUAAAUGAAGAUGGAGUUCCAGAUGUUGAAAAAUUAAAAGAUAUGCUUUCGAGAAAGACAAAACUUGUAGUUGUUCAUCAUGUUUCAAAUGUUCUAGGUUCUGUUCUUCCUAUUGAAGAUAUCACAUGUUGUGCUCAUGAUGUUGGGGCAAAAGUUCUUGUAGAUGCUUGUCAGAGUGUUCCACACAUGGUGGUUGAUGUACAGAAUCUUAAUGCUGACUUUCUUGUUGCUUCCUCUCACAAGAUGUGUGGGCCUACGGGAAUUGGAUUCUUGUACGGAAAGAGUGACCUCCUUUCUUCCAUGCCUCCAUUUUUAGGUGGUGGAGAAAUGAUAUCUGAUGUAUUUCUGGACCAUUCCACUUAUGCCGAACCUCCAUCUAGAUUCGAGGCUGGAACACCAGCAAUUGGGGAAGCAAUUGGGCUGGGAGCAGCUAUUGAUUAUUUGUCUGGAAUUGGUAUGCAAAAGAUACACGAGUAUGAGAGAGAGCUGGCCAAAUAUUUGUAUGAUAGUCUUUGUACAAUACCCAACAUUCGCAUUUAUGGUCCAGUGCCUUCAGAAAAUAACCACCGCGCUGCUCUUUGUUCUUUCAAUGUUGAGAAUAUACACCCUACAGAUUUGGCAACUCUUCUUGACCAAGAGCAUGGAGUGGCAAUCAGAUCAGGUCACCAUUGCGCCCAACCCCUUCAUCGACAUUUAGGAGUCGGUUCAAGUGCACGUGCGAGUCUCUACUUCUACAACACUAGAGAGGAUGUUGAUGACUUUAUCCAUGCCCUAAAUGACACAGUCAGAUUCUUUAAUUCUUUCAAGUAGUCUUGUAGUCAUUCUUCAAUUCUCAGGUGAUUGUAAAUUUUGUAUGAGUUUAAGUUAUUUGAGAAUUAUUACUCUUAGCUUACCUAGCUCAGAUACGUGGACCAGAAAAAACAAAAGCACAAUUUGUAUAAUGUACGGCAGGAACUCAACCCACUAGUGUGAUAAACAAGUCUUUUGAAAGCAUAGGCUUGGAAAACUGAUAUCAGAAGAAACAUAGUUCUUCAAACAUAAUU
Molecule: messenger RNA, 2507 nt
Organism: Fragaria vesca subsp. vesca
Lineage: Eukaryota; Viridiplantae; Streptophyta; Magnoliopsida; Rosales; Rosaceae
Product: cysteine desulfurase 2, chloroplastic-like
Exons: 10
Coding region: 913-2274 (453 amino acids)
Molecular function (GO): pyridoxal phosphate binding; cysteine desulfurase activity
Source: RefSeq, a predicted model, not a curated record